Molecule: messenger RNA, 1761 nt
Organism: Amoebophrya sp. A120
Lineage: Eukaryota; Dinophyceae; Syndiniales; Amoebophryaceae
Source: the annotation of a GenBank genome assembly
GUCCCGCACGCGCGGUACAACAUGUCCAGUUAGGGCGGAAAAAUCGGCAAAUAUCAUCAUUUUUGCAAGCGCACUUGUUUGGGGGGUAAAAAAAGGUUUUUUGUCGGGGGCGGAACAUCUUGGAAGCCGACACGCCUCGCGUGUCACUUCAUCUUUUCCACAGGAAACAUGAUAGCUGAGCUUCGGAGAUGCCGCAACACCAAGACCAGAAGCAGGCCACAGUGCCUUCGCUCUGUGCGUUGUCGCUCAGAUGGCCGGACGCUGUGUCGUGGGCCCGCUCUUCGAACAGUGGCCGGGCCGCCUCCCUGACCGGGGCUCGACGAGGCCCUUCGCCCGGAGAAGGAGGCCCGGCCAGGGGAGGUGGUCAGGGGGGUGCAUUUUUGCCCCUCCCGGACACCCCUUCCGGGCACCCCCUUCAGGCAGCUUUGGGGUAGCCUAUGCCGACCCCCUCAUCCCCAUUGGAAACUGCCGAUUUUGCGUGCCCAAAAAAGGUAGCCCAGAGGCAGCCCAAGCCGACCCCCCUACUCCCCCCCCUUCGGCACCCCCCCGGAAGCACUCGACUGCUGGCGCGUCCGCCUUCUCCAUAUCCGGUCGGAGAGGGAGGAUGAGAAGAUAUGUGGGCGCGUCCGGAAUUGAAUGCAGGACAUUGGGUGCGGCAUCCCGCGCCAGAGGGCCGCAGGCGGGUGGAGCUUCAACAAAGUCCGGCGGUUUUAUUGGAAAAAGGGGAGGGCCGGAUGGCGGACCGUAACACCGAAGUGCGGCGCCAACAUCUAAAUGGCCAACAGGAAAAAAAGCAGUACCUACACCCCCAACAGCCAGAAUCUUUUUACCCCCCCAAAAAGUGCGCUUGCAAAAAUGAUGACAUUUGCCGAUUUUUCCGCCCUAAUCCAGAGUCACGCACUAUUGAGAGGAAAAGUCAUUCCCCCUCCCCAUAUCAAACCGGAAAUCUGUGAUGCGGGAGCGGGAUUUGAGUACACAAAUUCACAUCAGAUUUGUCUUGCAGUAGAGGACGGCACGCAGAUCGUGAGCCUAGGUAGGGGCCUUUUGCUGGUGUAGGCGCCUCGCAUGGUAGACGUCUGCACUGUAGGCCUUACAGCAUUACAAAGCGCCUGCAUAACGUGGCGGACUCUCUGAAUUUGCCUGCUUGCAAGACAGGCAGCAGGAUUUGCGACCUCAAAUCUGCAUCCCAGAUUUUCAGCGGGAUAUGUUUUCAAUAUGGGGAGGGGAGAUUUUUCCUUGCAAUAACAACAUGUCCAGAGUCAUGCACGCCUCGGAGUUGUUCUUGAUGAACCCGCACGGCACAAAAUCUACAACACCUGCUCCCGCAGCGGAAGCGGCGCACUCUGGAAUUUCAUACGUGUUUGAUUCAGCACGUGAUUUUUUCUCUUGGGGGUCGAAGGCCGAAUUUGAUGAAUUGCUAUGCUUGAGGUGAUUUCUCUAAAGAGUUCACUACUCAGAGUAUUGGACUUUGCGACUGCUGCAGAUCGAGCUGUCUUCGAAGCACCGCCACGGCUCCGGUGGCUUUGUCUUCUCUCGUGUGAAGGGUACAUGUAUGGAUUGCAGAUACUUUGUCUGGGUCUGGAAGUAUGGGCGAGUUUGUCGUGCGUCUCGCGGACCAGGACGGCGCAUAUGGUCUGGAAUGCACACAGAAGCAUCAUAGAUUCUGCGAGACCUUCUUGCUGUCUAAUAUCCUGCAUGAGAAAUUCGUCCUUAGCAAUUUUUGGCGGCGUUCAUGAGCACAGGGUUUUUGUUUAUCGUUGA